GUAAUCCAUUAAUUUCAAGUUGAUUGGGAAAAUGUUGAAGUUGCCGUUCGAGGUGACCUUUGAGUCUCUCAAAACGGAGCUCAUGCAAAUACUACCCAAUAACCAGCUGCUGGGGGCAGCCGUUGCUCUUGCUUUGGUUGCCAUUUCUGCUGCCUAUAUAUAUUGCACCAGCAAACCCAAAGCCAUCAAAGUCCACGGAGUCCAUCUCUCAACAGCUACACAGCGGGUUCUAGCUACCCUUUAUGAGAAAGAGCUUGAAUUUGAGCUUGUUCCUGUAGACAUGGAAGCUCGUGAACAUAAAAAAGAACCCUUCCUCUCCCUCAAUCCAUUCGGUCAAAUUCCUGCUUUUGAAGAUGGAGAUUUGAAGCUCUUUGAAUCAAGGGCAAUUAAUAAGUACAUUUCCCACAAGCAUGCUGACAAGGGGACCCGUCUGGAAAGCGGAGACAUGAAGCAGAAAGCAAUCAUAGGGGUGUGGAUGGAGGUGGAGGCCCACCAAUUCGACCCGGCAGCUUCAAAGCUUACUUGGGAGUUGGCAGUGAAGCCAGUGUUAGGCAUGGUCACCGACAAGGCAAUUGUGGAGGAGAACGAAGCAAAGCUGUCACAAAGUGUUGGGUCCAAUACUCGAUCAACUGGUAAAAGCAAGGCACGUGUUGUGGGCAAGAAAGCUAAGGCGGUGAAAAGUAGUGGCAGUGGUGGUCCUAGCCAGUCAUCAAAUGCAAUAAAGAAUAAAGAGGCCUUGAAGAAGAAGAAUACAGCAUCUGGGUCAACCGCUGGUCCACAAGCAUCAACCAUACUGAAGAAGGGUAAGGGGAAAGGUCAGCCUACACAUGCUCCACGUGAAUUUGUAAUCCCCAGACUUGUUGAUGAAAGAGAGCACACCCCUCCCCCUGGAUUUGGAGCAGAAAGAGGCGCAACACCUCCACCUGUUGAAGGCCAAAAUGACGAUCUCGCCCCCUUUGAACCUGGGGUAGGAAUUACCUUACCUGCAUCAUGGGGCAGGGUGGAAGGUACAGAAGAUUCCCUUGAAAUUCCUGUAAUGGUCACAGGAGGUCCUGCAUCAAGGACUCGUACAUCUGAUAGGAUUAGAGGUAUUUUCCGUAGUACACCGACCCGGGCUCCUGUACAUAUUGACCUCACUGAAGAGGUCCCCGCUGGAACUCAACCUUCACGUACAGGGCCUAGAACUAGAGGUGGUGGAACUGGACGGAAAACUAUGGGUGGUGGACCAAGACGGGCUAAAAUGGGGAGGGGAUUUGCAAUUCGAGGUGGUGUAGGCAUUGAUGUUGCAGGCAGAGGUGGGGCAGGUAGAGGUGGGGUAGGCAUAAGUGUUGCAGGCAGAAGUGGUGCAGGCAGAGGUGGUGUAGCUGCACCUACUACUGCUGCACCUCCACAUGCUGAUGGUACUAUAGCAAAGUCUGAUAAUAUCGCAAAGUUGAAAGGAGAACGCAUUGCAACAACAGUAGAAAAGGGUAUUGAAAUUAUGGAAGGCUUUGUGGAAAGACCAGGUCUUCAGAAGCUCGGUAUUGUUCUGAAUCUUGAUUCAGACAAGAAAGGAGUUGGUGGAAAUGCUGUAGCAAGUAAUGAAACAGAGGUUCCUUCCAAGAGAAACCCAUCUAAAGAGUUGUGGUAUCAUGGGUCCGUUGAGAUUCCGUAUCAUGGGUCCGUUGAGAUUGAUUGCAUCUUCCUCUUCCUUUUCUAUCUCUUGUUUGUUCUAAAUUACUCAUCACCAUCUGCAAUCAUGGCACCCAUCAAAGUCCAUGGACUCCCUCUCUCACCAGCUACACAGCGGGUUCUAGCUACCCUUUAUGAGAAAGAGCUUGAAUUUGAGCUUGUGCCUGUAGACAUGAAAGCUGGUGAACAUAAGAAAGAACCCUUCCUGUCUCUCAAUCCAUUCGGUCAAAUUCCAGCUUUUGAAGAUGGAGAUUUGAAGCUCUUUGAAUCAAGGGCAAUUACUAAGUACAUCGCCCACCAGUAUGCUGACAAGGGGACCGAUCUGGCAUGCGGAGACACUAAACUGAAAGCAAUCAUAGGGGUGGCGAUUGAGGUGGAGGCUCACCAAUACGACCCGAUAGCUUCAACGCUUUCCUGGGAAUUGGCAUUGAAGCCAGUGUUUGGCAUGGUUACCGACAAGGCAGUUGUGGAGGAGAACGAAGCUAAGCUGGCUAAGGUUCUUGAUAUUUAUGAGGGUCGGCUGGCUCAUUCAAAAUACUUGGCAUGUGACUGCUUCACCUUGGCAGAUUUGCACCACCUGCCCACUGUUCAAUGCUUGUUGGGCACAGAAGCCAAAAAGCUCUUUGAUUCACGCCCCCAUGUCAGUGCCUGGGCAGCUGAUAUCACGGCACGGCCAGCUUGGUGCAAGGUCCUUGCCCUGCAGAACCACUAAGGAGUACUAGCCGCUGCCUGCCGGUCACUUACGUUCAAUAAGAAUUGAGUUUUAAUCUCAUCCAGUUUGAGUCUACUGUUAGUCUCCCGUGUCCAGUGUGGAAGCUGAUAUUUUGCGUUGCUUUAAUGAGCUGUACUGGUGUCUUGCCUUCAAUCAUCGAGUUGAAGGCAUGAAGUUUAUGAACUAUUUCAUAAUUCUAAAU
Molecule: messenger RNA, 2585 nt
Organism: Corylus avellana
Lineage: Eukaryota; Viridiplantae; Streptophyta; Magnoliopsida; Fagales; Betulaceae
Source: RefSeq, a predicted model, not a curated record